Odocoileus virginianus texanus is the source of this 3588-nucleotide messenger RNA. The record is from RefSeq and is a predicted model, not a curated record. Lineage: Eukaryota; Metazoa; Chordata; Mammalia; Artiodactyla; Cervidae.
AACCCGCCUCAUCUGAUGAAGGCACCAUACUGGACAUACCUUUUAUGUGCAUUAGGACUCUUCAUCUACCAGUCACUGGAUGCUAUUGAUGGGAAACAAGCCAGAAGAACAAAUUCUUGUUCUCCUUUAGGGGAACUUUUUGACCAUGGUUGUGACUCUCUUUCCACAGUUUUUAUGGCAGUUGGAGCUUCAAUUGCUGUUCGCUUAGGAACUCAUCCUGACUGGUUGUUUUUCUGCUCUUUUAUUGGGAUGUUCAUGUUUUAUUGUGCUCACUGGCAGACUUAUGUUUCAGGCAUGUUGAGGUUUGGAAAAGUGGAUGUAACUGAAAUUCAGAUAGCUUUAGUGAUCAUCUUUGUGUUGUCUACAUUUGGAGGAGCAACAAUGUGGGACUAUCCGAUACCCAUCCUAGAAAUAAAAUUGAAGAUCUUACCAGUUCUUGGAGUAGUAGGUGGAGCAAUAUUUUCCUGUUCAAAUUAUUUCCAUGUUAUCCUCCAUGGUGGUGUUGGCAAGAAUGGAUCCACGAUAGCAGGUACCAGUGUCUUAUCACCUGGACUCCACAUAGGAAUAAUUAUUAUACUGGCAAUAAUGAUUUAUAAAAAGUCAGCAACUAAUUUGUUUGAAAAGCAUCCUUGUCUUUAUACCCUAAUGUUUGGAUGUGUCUUUGCUAAAGUCUCACAGAAAUUGGUGAUAGCUCACAUGACCAAAAGUGAACUGUAUCUUCAAGACACUGUCUUUAUUGGCCCAGGUCUUUUAUUUUUAGACCAGUACUUUAAUAAUUUUGUAGACGAAUAUAUUGUUCUAUGGAUAGCAAUGGUCAUUUCUUCACUCGAUAUGAUGAGGUACUUUAGUGCUUUGUGCCUGCAAAUUUCAAGACACCUUCAUCUAAGUAUCUUCAAGACUUCAUGUCAUCAAGCACCUGAACAGGUUCAAGUUCUUCCUUCAAAGAGUCAUCAGAAUAACAUGGAUUGAAGAGACUUUCGGACACUUGCCAUCUCUUGCUGCUGCUGUUACAUGAAAGGAGAUAUUAAACACUGGUUUAAUUUUUAGAUAAGUGUUAAUACAUAUUUCACAAAUAAAAUAUUUCAAUGCUUACAUUAAUUCUUUUUCAGUUCUGAAUAACAACUUACAGUUUCCAUCAUAAUUUUUUUUUGCAACAAAGCCAUUUCUUUUUUAAGUUCAUUUUGUGCACCAGUAAGUAGAUUUUCAUGAUUCUUCUCCAAGUCCUCCAUACUCUAAAACACAAAAAGCUAGGUCAAUUACAAACCACCACUUUUCAUCUCAGUUUGAAAACUUACGCAGUUAAUUUUCAAAAGUAGGAACUUUUUAAUGUUCAACAAUGCACAUUAUUUAUCUCAAAUAAAAAUAUUCUAAUACCUGAAAACCAAAAUAUCCACUAAAGGAAUAGAAAACAUCAUCAUAAAUCAAAUAUUAUUAAAGGAGUUACAACAGUAGUGUACCUUCUCACUGGAAGAAACAAACAAAACAUAACAAAAUUUUAUAAAAGGAAUAGAAGCACAACUUGCUGUAGCUAUGUAGUAGAAAAUGGGGAUUAAUUCCAAUUUAGUUGCCAAAAGAGUAAGAUUGUAAAGGAAAGGGAAAAGGAGUUAAAAGUAUUCUAGGGCAAGCGCAUAAACAGCAGCAUGAAAGUGCAGAGUUCAGAGAAAGCAGUUAUGUGGAAGGGUGGAAGUAAAGGAUGGAUGUAGUAACUGAAGCAUAAAAAAAGGAUCGUAUUAUUGGGGGGUGGGGGUAAAUCUUGAAUACCUAAGAAUUCGUAAUGAGAAUCUACUGCAAGUUUUUCAGAAGGGAAAGAUAAUGUUUUCGGAAGAUAGUAUGGCAGACCCAUGAAGGAUGGGUUGGUAAACAGAAAAAUCAGUUAAAAGUUUCUAUAGUAUAAGCAAAGAAUAAUAAGAUUCUGAACGACGGCAGUAGCAGUGCUGAAGAAUAAGGGAAAUGGAGGCAUCAAAUAUAGUACUAAAGUUCCUACACCAAGUGAUAAUGGCCAGUGAUAGCAUUUAGCACUUAAAAUAUAAUGAAUUCAGAAUGGAAAAUAGUUAAGAAUUUAAAAUAUGUAAGCAAAAUGUUUUCCCCUUAAACUGAGAAAAAAAUUAUAUUCUACUUCCACAUAUAAACUAUAUUUUGUAAGAAUGUGUUAUGUUACCAAAUACAACAGACCUUUAUGAACUGCUCACAUAAUUGUCUAAUUGUUUUCAGUCUCUGGCUCUGAACAAUUCUAGACUGUUGGAAAACCUUUUGUUGCUGUCGAAACAGAUUCUACAAAUGUAAAAGAAAAAAUUAUGUAAUAACUAUUUGGGUAAAAUUUAGGAAAAAAUAAUUCUAUGUUAAAAGGAAUAGUUUUUAAAUCAGUAUUUUUAAGAUUUUAUCUUAACAUUUACUAUGAGUUUAGAUAAUGUGUUCACCACUUACAUACGAUAAUAUAAUAAUCCAGCUAGUCACUGAAUAGGAAAUCUCAACAGUGCUCAAAACAUGUCUUAAUUCUUCUUCCUUUCUAUGUCAACACAGAUGAUCCUUCAAAUAUUGCUGAUCUUUCAGUUUCUUGGCCUGUUUUCAACCAAUGGUUUUUGCCCUUCACCCUACUUUAUCUAUUACAUACAUAAUCAUAACCUAGAUUUUGUCAUUACCAAUAACUAUAACCUCUACAUUAAUAUUAAUAAUAGCAAACUUCAUAUUAACAAAGUGUUAGGUAGGAAGCAAACACCAACAGCUUUUAUAUAUGGUAUGUGCCUGUACUUGUGGUUUACCAUUCACCAGAACCAAACUCACAGCCAGCAGUAGGUAAUGGAACCUGGCUGAGUUCCAUGGGUGUACUACAAGGCCAGGCUCUCCACUUCUGCUUGAAACUUGGUUAUAAUAGAUUAAUUAUAAAACUAAAAAGCUAAGCAUAAUACUAACAGCAAGUUUUUCUUCUUGUUCCUCAGCUUUCUGCAUAUCCAUAUCCCACUGCUGGAACAAAGUCAGAAACUGCUGAGAAUAUUCUUGGUUAAGCUUCUGCCUGUAAAACAUAUUAUUAUAUUUCAUAUCAAUGUGGAGCAACUAUCAAAACAAAAUUGAUGUGAUGUAAUUAUGCUAUAGUAAAAGAGAAAGUAUCAAAUUUCCAGAUGUGAAAUCAAGAAGUAAAAGUAUGACUCAUGUUGAUUGCAGAAAUAUUUAUUUUCCUAACCAACUAACAGAAAAACCCUCAAAAUCCUCUCAUGCACUUUAGUUCUUGAAAACUAGUGGAGUUUUAUUAUACAUAUACAUUUUCCAGAAAGGUCCAUUUUAUCUCCAAGCAAUUUACUUUUUCAUCUUCUGCUACUGAAUAUAGGUUAUGAUAUGAUAGAUUCACCGAAGUUACUACAGAAAAUUUUCAAAUAGAAAUAUUUCACUUAAUUUUUCCCCAUUUUGGUACAGUGAUUUUGUACAAAAGAACAGUUAAUUCAGCUAAAAUAUACAAAUUGUUUAUAAUAUAUAAGGUUGAUCAUUUUAUACAUUGUUAAAUAGUUAACUGUUAUAAGACCAGUGGUUUAUAGGACACUGACUUUUUAUUCAGCUAGCAUACUUUUAAAAUGAAAAUAAAUUCCUUUUAUUGUU